Messenger RNA from Entrophospora sp. SA101, 226 nucleotides. The record is from the annotation of a GenBank genome assembly. Lineage: Eukaryota; Fungi; Glomeromycota; Glomeromycetes; Entrophosporales; Entrophosporaceae.
AUGUCUACUAUUAAUGAAAUAAUUGUGGAAAUUAAGGAACUUAUAAAUCUCAUUAAUGAAAAUGAGCGUCAUUUACGUGAUUGUGUGCAAAAGCUUAAAAGUUUAUUAUUAGUCAAAAAUCUUGAAAAUUUAUCCAAAAUUCUAGGUGAAAAAUUUGAAAAAAAGCAAGAUAUUGGUGGAAUACUCGACAAAAUACUCGAAGAAACUUCUGGUGAUAAUGAUUUUA